CCCUCUCUCUCUCUCUCCAUGGUUUUCUAUAAAUGUCCACUUUUGUAGCCUUCCCAAACCAACGGAAGAUAAGCACGAUCGUCCUUCUUCCAUCUAGAACAAUAACAACCUUCCAAAACUAACCAGAACUAACAAUGAGGCUUGCUGUUGUAUCAACAAGACCAUCAUCCAACACUUUAGCUUCUGCUUCAAAACACCUCAACCUCACCCACCUCAACAUUACUCACUCAUAUAACUCCCAAGUAUCAUUACCUUCUCUUAAGCACAAAUUAUCAGUGCAUUGCAGGGAUUUCAUUUCUAGAUCAACAGCAAAGCUUGGCAAGAAAUGGAUGGAGUAUCAGGGGGUCAAUAAUUGGGAUGGACUGCUUGACCCUCUUGAUGAUCGUUUAAGAAGUGAGAUUUUACGAUAUGGGUUAUUUGUUGAAGCUGCAUAUCGCUCUUUUAACUUUGAUCCUUCUUCAUCAACUUACGCCACCUCUAAAUUCUCAAGAAACUCACUCCUGGCUCGGUCUGGAAUUGGAGAGACCGGUUAUCGAACGACAAAGCAUUUGCGUGCCACUUGCGGGCUCCAGUUGCCACGUUGGAUCAACAGGGCUCCGAGUUGGGUGUCCACCCAGUCCAGCUGGAUUGGUUAUGUGGCGGUUUGUCAAGAUAAAGAGGAGAUUGCCCGGUUAGGCCGCCGGGACGUGGUGAUUGCUUACAGAGGCACUGCUACUUGCUUGGAGUGGGUUGAAAAUCUACGCGCCACCUUAACUUUCUUACCUGGGAAACAUUGCGAUUACGUGGAUCCUGAUGGUGGUGGGCCCAUGGUGGAGAGUGGAUUUUUGAGCCUGUAUACUUCUCAGACUGCCACGUGUCCGAGUUUGCGGGACAUGGUGAGGGAGGAAAUUGCCAGGGUCAUGGAAAUGUACGGUGAUGAGCCACUCAGCUUCACAAUAACGGGUCACAGCCUCGGUGCCGCUCUCGCUACCUUGACUGCAUAUGAUAUAAACUCUACCUUUAAAAAUGCUCCAAUUGUGACAGUAAUGUCCUUUGGUGGGCCACGUGUAGGGAAUAGAAGCUUUAGGUGCCAGCUGGAGAAAAGUGGGACCAGGAUAUUACGUAUAGUAAACUCUGAUGAUCUCAUCACGAAAGUGCCUGGAUUUGUGAUUGACAACAAUGACAUGGCAAGCAACCGGGCAGUGCGUGUGGCAGGACUUCCAUGCUGGUUGCGGCAGCGCGUGGAGGACACACAGUGGGUAUAUGCCGAGGUGGGUCGGGAGCUAAGACUGAGCAGCAAGGAAUCACCAUACCUCAGUAAAAGGAAUGUUGCCACGUGUCAUGAACUGAGCACUUAUUUACACUUGAUCAACCGGUUUGUGAGCUCAGCAUGUCCUUUUAGAGCAACGGCAAAGAAGGUUCUGAAUCGGCAUCAUAUAGAGAACUUUGAAUGCAGACAAGAUGAGAAACUUAGCAGCUAAGAAAAUGUAAAUGGAGAAAUUGUAAAUUGUACAUAGCAUUCUCCAAAAUCAAAGUGUGGAUUUCUAUUUUUGUAGAGAUAUAGAUUUGAAACCAUUUUUUGUA
Messenger RNA from Populus euphratica (Euphrates poplar), 1563 nucleotides. Its product is annotated as phospholipase A(1) DAD1, chloroplastic-like. Gene Ontology annotation, molecular function: glycerophospholipase activity. Lineage: Eukaryota; Viridiplantae; Streptophyta; Magnoliopsida; Malpighiales; Salicaceae. Gene Ontology annotation, biological process: lipid metabolic process. Bases 135 to 1460 code for a protein of 441 amino acids. The transcript has a single exon. The record is from RefSeq and is a predicted model, not a curated record.